AUGGAAUUCACAAAUAAUCGUAAACCACUCUUCAUACCUUCGAAAACUGUACCUAAACUCAGUCAAAAGGAACUUAAACAACAACAAGUAACUGACAAACGAGUACAACAAUUAUUACAAUCUCAAUUGGAAAAAUUGAAAUUAAAAUCUCAUCAUCUAGCUGGUGAACCAAAUAGAACAAUUGAUGAAGAAAAUAAAUUUUCUUUACCUAGUAGAUAUGAAAUAGUUCAUAUCUUAGGUAAAGGUUCAUAUGGGACUGUUUGUUCGGCUAGAGAUAAUAAAAAUCCAGAAAAUACGUAUUGUAUUGCAGUGAAAAAAAUUACAAAUAUUUUCUUUAGAGAAAUUUUAUUGAAGAGAGCUAUUCGUGAAUUAAAAUUUAUUAAUUAUUUUAAAGGUCAUAAAAACAUUGUUAACUUAAUUGAUUUAGAAUUAGUAGUAGAAAAACCUUAUGAAGGUUUAUAUUGUUAUCAAGAAUUAAUCGAUUAUGAUUUGGCAAAAGUGAUUCAUUCUUCAGUGUAUUUGGGUGAGUUCCAUAUUAAAUUUUUCUUUUAUCAAAUUGUUUGUGGAUUAAAAUAUAUCCAUAGUGCAGAUGUCAUUCAUAGAGAUUUAAAACCAGGAAAUAUAUUAUGUACUUUAAAUGGCUGUUUAAAAAUAUGUGACUUUGGUUUAGCAAGAGGUGUGGCAAGUAAAUAUUUUAAUACAAGAGUUUCACACCAAGAUAUUACAAAUUAUGUUGCAACACGUUGGUAUAGAGCACCUGAAUUGAUUUUAUCCCAUAAAACAUAUGAUAAAUCUAUAGAUAUGUGGUCUCUCGGUUGUAUAUUAGGUGAAUUUUACGAAAGAAGGCCAUUAUUCAUGGGGAAAGAUGCAAUGAAUCAAAUAUUUCAAAUUCUACAAGUUUUAGGUUCUCCUUCUAAAUCACUUUUGAAAUCUUUUAGUUCGAGAUAUGCAAAUAGUCUUUGCUCUGAUUCUAAUUCAAAUAUUGAGAAACAAGAUUGGAAAAAAAUUUUCCCAAAUGCAUCAAUGGAUGCAGUUGAUUUGUUAGAUAGAUUGCUCGAUUGGGAUCCAGCUGAACGUAUAACAAUUAACCAAGCAAUUGAGCAUCCAUUCUUUAAAGAUGUUAGGAAAAUUGACGAUGAACCUGAUUGUCCAUAUGGAUCAUUUGAUUUUACAUAUGAGGAAAAAUUAGAUUCAAUGCAAAAAUUAAGAGAAUAUCUAAUUGUAGAAGUCGAUAAUUUUAAACGCGAAAGAGUAAUCUUGGACAAUCCUACUCAAAAUCGUUUAAAUAACCCGCAAUUAAUUCAAAAUUCAUAUUAUAAAUAA
Messenger RNA from Henningerozyma blattae CBS 6284, 1323 nucleotides. It is a transcript of the gene SMK1, whose product is annotated as mitogen-activated protein kinase SMK1. Gene Ontology annotation, molecular function: protein serine/threonine kinase activity; ATP binding. The record is from RefSeq and is a predicted model, not a curated record. The transcript has a single exon. Gene Ontology annotation, cellular component: cytoplasm; nucleus. Bases 1 to 1323 code for a protein of 440 amino acids. NCBI's taxonomy places the organism in Eukaryota, Fungi, Ascomycota, Saccharomycetes, Saccharomycetales, Saccharomycetaceae. Gene Ontology annotation, biological process: protein phosphorylation; intracellular signal transduction.